Messenger RNA from Vigna radiata var. radiata (mung bean), 1795 nucleotides. RefSeq lists its product as uncharacterized. The transcript has 3 exons. Bases 663 to 1667 code for a protein of 334 amino acids. The record is from RefSeq and is a predicted model, not a curated record. NCBI's taxonomy places the organism in Eukaryota, Viridiplantae, Streptophyta, Magnoliopsida, Fabales, Fabaceae.
UAUAACUGCUUUCGGCUGGCCCAAGACGAAGGGAACCAAGAAAAAAGCCAGGCCCAUUAGCCCACAACAGCCAAAAAGCCUGCAUCUGCAGCCUUUUUAUUUUAUUUAUUUAUUUUCUUUUCGUUUCUACAGUCACUUCCAUUGAAAAGCCGGUAUGCAGCCCUCAUAACCAACCGAACCAUUGUCCCUGUAUACACGUGGCGCAAUAUCACAUGCAAGCGAUGAUACACCGUAGACCUGCGUUGCAGGGAAGCAUGUAACUAGAAAGUCGUGCUCUCCACGCGAAAUGGAGUGCAGCCACGAAGGGUCCCUUGCAUUCCAAAUUCAGGCUUCGAGAAAAGCUCCUUUCUAACCCCAACGCCAUCAUUCCUCUUCAUCGUUUCAUUCAUCCAACGACGUCGUCUCCUUUUCCGUUCUCUCCCUGAAUUCCGUAUCCACAGUUUUCUGAUUCAUGAUUCAUCCAAAAAAAUCUAGAAGAAUAAACCAACAACGUCGUUAUCUUGAUUGUUCUCCGUCAUCGCUAUAUCAUCGCUCAUCAAAUUCCCGCUGCGUAAAAAACGACAUUGAUUAUCUUUCAAACAAUAUCAUCGGUGAAUCUCAUUCUGAUUCAUCUUAUUCGCGUGGGUACGUGACGUUUCCGGAGCGACGCCGUUGUGGUCACAAUGCGGCGCUGCAACAGCCAGAUUCCGGCGCCGCUUCCGUCACCGAUCCCGACUGGGAGAGGGAUGCGAUCCGCCGCGAGCGAGAUCUUCAGCCAGUUCCUGGAGAAGUCACUGCAUCUGCCGGAGCUGACGCUACCGGUAACGCACCUCCCGCCGGCUCCAGCGGAGAUCGACUUCCGGUCGCUGCCGCUGGCCUCCUCCGAUCUGAUGUUGCGCUCCGCCAGAGAGUUCGGGGCGUUCCGCAUCCGGUGCCACGGGAUCUCCGGCGUCGAGCUCCAAACUAUGGCGGACGAAGCCGAGAGCGUUUUCCAGAAAUUGCGAAACGUCGCCGUCGAGCUUAACGGAACUGACGGAGAACUUAUUCCCUGCGUUCGCUCUAGCAAAGGGUCAAUGGAAUUUACCGUCAACGAUAUUAUCCGCGAUCAAGCGGAUCGGAACUUUUGGGUUCACAUGGGGAAUGUUGCAAGUAGAUUGGAUAGUAUAGUUGAGCAAGUGAGUCUGGUUCUACAGGACAACACAUCUGUAGAGUUUCAGGAGCGGAUUCAAGAUACAGAGUCUGUGAUUUGCUUGUGCAGGUAUCCACACGAUAAUGUUACCAAACAAAAUGAAGACUCUUCGGUUAAGAGAAAAGACAGAUAUUGUGAUCAUGCUUUGCGUUUCUACCUUCCAAUGGAACAAUGUAUAUUUUACGUCCAAACUGAAAGAGGUCCCCUAUCAUUUGACGCAGGUCCACAUAAUAUAGUUGUCACAGUUGGCAAACAAUUACAGGAGUGGAGUGAUGGUCAAUUCAAAAGUGUUCCUGGGGAAAUGAUCUUCAUGCCGAGUUUACAGAGUAGCUCUGCUUCUUUCUCCAUAGAGCUUAUAUGUUCAGCCCCUUCAAAUGUUCCAAGUCAGGGUUUAAACAAUUCUGAAGACUCUGACAAAAUAAUAUCCUUGGCUGAUCAACUUCUUUUUGUAUUUUGUCUUAUAUUUUUAUACAAAUUUUUAUACUUCGUGUUUUCCUGAUCCCCAGAACACGGUUGCACCAUUUUUAUUUAUUUGGAUGCCUGUUGCGUGGUCAUGAUGUAGCUGUUACCCAGAUACAUCAACUUUUUCUUCUGUAAUUUAUUUAUAAAAAGCCAUUUUGAUGUACA